This is a messenger RNA of Anguilla rostrata (American eel), 12306 nucleotides long. RefSeq names its product neuron navigator 2-like. Bases 804 to 8096 code for a protein of 2430 amino acids. Gene Ontology annotation, biological process: neurogenesis; nervous system development. NCBI's taxonomy places the organism in Eukaryota, Metazoa, Chordata, Actinopteri, Anguilliformes, Anguillidae. The record is from RefSeq and is a predicted model, not a curated record. The transcript is spliced from 38 exons. Gene Ontology annotation, molecular function: protein binding; ATP hydrolysis activity.
AGGGAGAGAGAGCAGGAGAGGGAGAGAGAGGGAGAGAGAGAGAGAGUUAGUUACUGGGCUGUCAGGGCUGUGUCGCCUCAGUGUCAGAGAGGAACCUCGCCGCUCGGAGCAGAACCCCGCGCUGAGGCCGGAGGACCCGUUUCGGCUGCGCGGCCCCCCGAGAGAAGAGAGGUGCCCCAGCCGAGCGCCGCCGAGCCCUAGGAUCCCCCCCUCCCGCCCCGCGGAGCGGCACUCCACUCUUCCUUCAUCCCCCCCUUUCCUUCCCUCUCUUCCCGCUCUCUCCCGGACUCCCGAGGCGGAAGGCGGAUUGGGGGGGUCUCCCCUGGUUUUUCGGGGUCAGGUUAAGGGAGCCUCUCUGUGUGGCGGCCGCAGGGGGAAGCAGGUGGGAGGAGCCUCAGGACCCACCCUCCCCCCCCCCAGUGGAGCCUCGGAGUGAAGAAGAGGAAGAAGGGUCUGGCAGCCCUGUCUGGACUGGAAAAGAAGAGACACACGCUCCUGGACCUCCAGCACCUCGCCCAAGUUUUUCCUGCCGUGCGUUCGUCUGCUGUGUCAGCCCUGCCAGGACCGCCUUCUGGAGAGCCCUGCUGUGACCUUACUGGAGUCUCCUCUGCGCCUCCACUGUGUGUGUGUGUGUGUGUGUCCCACAGAGAGUGUGUGCGCUGAGAACGCGCUGACUUGCUCCCUGUGCUGAGCACCGAGUGUGUGUGUGUGUGUGUGUGUGUGUGUACACACGUGUGUGCGCACGCGCUCCCCCGGCCAGCCCCCCGGAUCCGACCGUCGCCCGGUAACCACGGGGCUCGAAGAUGCCGGCCAUCCUGGUGGCCUCCAAGAUGAAGUCGGGACUCCCCAAACCCGUACACAGCGCCCUGCCCAUCCCGCAGGCGCCCGCUCCGCCCCGCUCCCUCAAACCGCCCCCCUCCAGGAUCGCCUGCUCCGGCCACGCGCCCCUCAAGCACCCCCACCAUGGGCCGGGGAGCCACGGGGACGGGGCGCCCCGAAAGAUGAUCGACCCCACGGAGAGCGGAGGGGACGCCCAGAUCUACACGGAUUGGGCCAACCAUUAUCUGGCGAAAUCUGGCCACAAGCGCCUGAUCAAGGACCUGCAGCAAGACGUCGCGGACGGAGUGCUGCUGGCCGAAAUCAUACAGGUUAUAGCCAGUGAGAAGAUUGCGGAUAUCAAUGGGUGCCCAAAGAGCCGGUCUCAGAUGAUUGAAAACAUCGACGCCUGCCUCAGCUUCCUGGCCGCCAAAGGCGUCAACGUGCAGGGCCUGUCCGCGGAAGAAAUCCGGAAUGGGAAUCUGAAGGCCAUCCUGGGUCUGUUCUUCAGCCUGUCCCGGUACAAGCAGCAGCAACAGGCCCAAAAACUCUCCCACCAGACCGCCGCCCCCAGCCAGGCCGGGACGCCCUCGCACGGGACCCCCGUCCAGACGCAGGGCCCGCCCCACGCCCCCCCGGCACACAUGCAGAAAGCACAAGCGGAGAUGCAGUCCAGGCUACCGGGCCCGACCGCGAGGAUGUCGGCUGCAGGCAGCGACUGCAAGCCUCGCGCGUCUACCAGCGCCGGUAACAGACGGAGCCAGAGCUUCAACAACAUCGACAAGUCCAAACCCGCCCCCACCCCAGUCAGCGCACACGACAGAGAGCCGUCGGAGGGCGACAGCACAGCGACCUGCGGGAUGACGGAGCGCGCCCAGUCCCCGGGCCCCGCCGGCGCCCCCGCCACCAGCAGCGGCGCCUCCUCCAUCCCCACCUCCUCCUCCUCCUCGGCCAUCCCCCAGCCCGGCUCCGCCGGCAAGCCCUGGAGGAGCAAGUCCCUCGUCAAGCACAGCGGUUCGUCCGCCGCGCUGUCCAUCAAGCAGCAGGACCCGCCCACUCAGCAGCAGCAGCAGCAGGCGGCCCCGCCCGUCGAAGCCCUCCCUAAGCCGGCCCCCGCGCCGCAGAAGUCCAUGCUGGAGAAGUUCCGGCUCUUCAACAGCAAAGGGGGGUCCAAGUCCUCGGGCGGGGGGACCCCGACGGACGGCACCGCCGCCCCCGCGCCCCCCGGGGGGAAGGAGAGGGCGGAGGCCGGGUCCAACACGGAGCCCCUGGAGGAGAUGGAGGGGAACGCCCGGCCCCUCAACGGCACCAGCAGCCCCAAGAUGGCCCUGCGGGGCAUCGCCCAGCGCACCUUCAGCCGCGCGCUUACCGCCAAGAAGAGCUCGCCCAAGUCCGCCGAGAAGGACAAGGACAAGCCCAAGGAGAAGGACAGGGCCAAGGAGAAGGACAAGGACAAGGACAGGGCCAAGGAGAAGGACAGGGACAAGGACAGGGCCAAGGAAGGCUCCAAGCGCCUGUCCGUCAACUCCGUGAAAGGGGCGGAGCCCAGGGAGGAGCCCAAGGAGGAGCCCGCCCCCGCUAAGGAGGCGGAGCCGAAGAAGACCUCCAAGAUCGCCAGCUUCAUCCCCAAAGGGGGCAAAGCGGGCAGUGCCAAAAAGGAGGGCCCGGCCCCCGCCCACAGCGGCAUACCGAAGCCCGGGUCCAAGGCCCCGGGGCCGGGGAAGGGCUCAGCGGCGCCCCCCGCUGGGAAGGACGGGGAGAGGCCGCGCAGCGCGAGGCUGGGCGGGGGGCCGGGCCUUGGCCUGGGACUGGGCCUGGGCCUGGGCCUGGGCCUGCUCAAGGGUCAGCCGGACGGCAGGAGCUCCGGCUCCUCCUCCUCCAGCCUGGCCUCCUCCUCCGAGGGCAAGGCCCAGCAGCAGGCCAACGGCGCCGCCCCGGUGGCCGCCGCCGGCGGCGGCAACACCACCAGCGUCCAGCUACCUCAGCCGCAGCAGCAGUACAGCCACCCCAACACCGCCACCGUCGCCCCCUUCAUGUACAGGUCACAGACGGACGUGGACGGGACCCUGAUGUCCGAGUCGGGGCCCGCGGGGGGGAGCGGGGACCCCGCCCCCGUCAGCAAACCCACGCAGGCCUCCGCCGAGGAUCUGGCAGGUGAGGACCCCGAAGCCAGGCGGCUGCGGACGGUGAAGAACAUCGCAGACCUUCGGCAGAACCUGGAAGAGACCAUGUCCAGCCUGAGGGGGACCCAGCUCUCACACAGCACCCUGGAGACGACCUUUGACAACAGCGUCACCACGGAGAUAAGCGGCCGCAGCAUCCUCAGCCUGACCUCGCGCUCCGCGGCGCUGUCGUGGCGACUGGGCCAGUCCAGCCCCCGGCUGCAGGCGGGCGACGCCCCCUCCACGGGCAACGGCUACCCGCCGCGGGCCAACGCCAGCCGCUACAUCUACUCCGGCCCCCUGCGGAGGCAGCUGGUCGCCCGCGGCAGCGCCAUCAGCGGGGCGGAGCUGGGCGACAAGGCGGACGACCUGGACCUGGAGAGCAUCGCCAUGGACGCGCCCGGUUACAUGAGCGACGGCGACGUGCUGAGCAAGAACGUCCGGACCGACGACGUCACCAGCGGCUACAUGACGGACGGGGGGCUGAGCGUGUACGCGCGGCGGCUCAACCGGCUGCCCGACGGGAUGGCCGUCGUCCGGGAGACGCUCCAGCGCAACGCCUCCACGGGCCAGGGGGACGCCGACAGGAAGCAUCAGAGGCCGUCUCCGGCAGCUUUCGGUCGCGUUCCUUCCUUAGCGAAGGGGCGGCUACUGUUGCCGUGCCUGGAGCGCGUCGACAACCGCGCCUUCGUCCCGUACGCCCCGGCCGGGGCGGCGCACCCGCGCGUCGUUACCGCCGCUCGAAAAACAAAUCGUGGUCGUCACCAGGCGCCCGGGAAAGCCCGGCAUGAAAAUGAGGCUUGUUUCUCUGAUCCCCAGACGGACGCGGAGAAGCACUCGGCGGCGGAGCGCGGCUCGGCCUGGUCGGGCGACGAGGUGAAGCGGUCGGACGGCGGCUCGGACAGCGGCGUCCGGACGGAGCCGGGCUCGCGAUGGCGGAGGAACCCGUCGGACGUCUCGGACGAGUCGGACAAGAGCGCCUCGGGCCCCCCCCGCCGCGCCCCCGCCGCCUCCCACACGGGCUCCUGGAGGCGGGGCGCGACGGCCCAGGUGGGCGCCUCCGCGCCCCGCGCCAAGGUGCCCGUCGCCGCGGGAACCGGCGCGCUCAAGACCCACGGGGCAGGGAAAACGGACGACGCCAAGGUGUGUGAGAAGGGCCGUCUCUCGCCCAAGCCCCCCGGCGUCCAGCGCUCCCCCUCGGACGCGGGGCGGAGCAGCGGGGACGAGGCCAAGAAGCCCCCCCCCAGCGCGCCCCGCGCCCCCACCAGCACCUUCGGCUUCAAGAAGCAGCCGGUCGCCACGACGACCUUCAGCGCCGGCGGGACCGCCGUCGUCGCCGGCGGCUCGGCCACCCUGGGCAAGGUGCCCAGGUCGGCCGGCGGGCGGCCCGGCGGCCGCAAGGCCAGCAUGGACGCCCAGGACGACGGCUGCCUCCUCCCCGCCAUCGCCCGCGGCAACCUGCAGUACCGCAGCCUGCCGCGGCCCAGCCGCUCGGGCGGGGCCCGCUACGGCGGCGGCGGCAACCGCUCGUCCACCAGCAGCAUCGAGUCCGGCCUCGGCGGCAAGCCGACCGCCCUCCUCCCCCCGCCGCCCAAGGCCCGCGAGCCGGCCCCCGGCAGGGCCGCCGCCGUCGCCGCGCCCAACCAGACCGACCGCGAGAAGGGCGUGUCCUCGGACGCGGAGGGCGGCGGCCAGGCCAAGGCCGGGGGGGCCGCCGCUGUCGCCGCCCCGCAGGGCGGGAGGCAGCAGGGGGCCAAGUACCCCGACGUGUCGUCCCCCUCUCUACGCAGGCUCUUCGGGGUCAAGCCCGGCAAGCAGGCCCCGGUCACCACCGCGGAGAGCACGAAGAACUCCACGGUCAUCUCCAACCCCCACGCCACCAUGGGCCAGCAGGGGGCGCCGGACUCGCCCUCGGGCGAGCCCUCCCACUCCCCGCCGGCCUCCAGCCCCGGCUCGGCCUACUCGGCGCCCUCCAACAGCCUGACGUGGGGCACCACCCUCAGCACGUCCUCCGCCCUCAGCAAGGAGGGCGCGGCCUUCCCCUCCGUCAGCAGCCUGCACACCAGCUGCGAGUCCAUCGACGUUUCCAUGAGCAGCGGCGGGCCCGGUUGCCACGGCGCCAGCAGGGACGACCCCACCCCCCCCGCCUCCGCCUCCGCCUUCGCCAGGACGGGCAGCGUCAGGACGGGCAUGUCGGAGAGUCCCCUCUCUUCCCCUUCCGCCAGUCCCAAAUUCGCCCGAAACACGUUACCACGGAAACAGGACAGCGACCUUCGUCUCGAUCGCAACACCCUGCCCAAGAAGGGAUUCAGGUACGCCCCCCUGCCCCACCUGCGCAGCCACGAGGAGGCCAAGGAGUGGCUCCGCUCCCACUCGGCGGGGGGCCUGCAGGAUUCGGCCAGCAACUCGCCCUUCUCCCCCGGGUCCAGCCUCACCUCUCCCUCCUCCGGGACGCGCUUCAACUUCGGCCAGCUCGGCAGCCCCACCACGGCCGCUCAGAUCAACCUGGCCAGCCUGCGCUCCAACAGCCUGUCCAAUCAGGACGGCCCGUACGACGCCUACGGCGAGCCCCGCCUCCGCAACUCCUCCAUGUCGCUGGACGACAAGGGCCGCGCCAUGAGCCGCUCCGGCUCCUUCCGGGACGGGUUCGAGGAGGUUCACGGGUCAUCGCUCUCCCUCGUGUCCAGCACCUCCUCCGUCUACUCAACGCCUGAAGAGAAGUCCCAGUCAGAGAUCCGGAAGCUCAGGAGGGAGUUGGACUCCUCCCAGGAGAAGGUGUCGGCGCUGACCACUCAGCUCAGCUCUAACGCUCACCUGGUUGCCGCCUUCGAGCAGAGUCUGGGAAACAUGACCAUCCGGCUCCAGAGCCUCACCAUGACGGCGGAACAGAAGGACUCUGAGCUGAACGAGCUGAGGAAGACCAUCGAGUUCCUGAAGAAGCAGAACGUGGCAGCGCAGGCGGCCAUCAACGGUGUGAUCAACACCCCGGAGCUGACCUGUAAAGCCUCGGGCACGGGCCCGCAGCCGCAGCCGGACCUGCGCAUACGCAGGCAGCACUCCUCGGACAGCGUGUCCAGCAUCGCCAGCGCCACCAGCCACUCCAGCGUGGGCAGCAGCCUGGACCAGGACGCCAAGAACAAGAAGAGGAGGAAGAACUGGUUGAGGAGUUCCUUCAAGCAGGCGUUCGGCAAGAAGAAGUCUCCCAAGUCGGCGUCGUCGCACUCGGACAUCGAGGAGAUGACUGACUCCUCCCUCCCCUCCUCCCCCAGGCUCCCCCACAACGGCUCUACCUCCUCCACGCCCAUGCUGAGGAACUCCCAAUCCAACUCCCUGCUCUCGGAGUGCGCGGACAGCGAGGCGGAGACCGUCAUGCAGCUGCGCAGCGAGCUGCGGGAGAAGGAGAUGAAGCUGACGGACAUCCGGCUGGAGGCCCUGAGCUCCGCCCACCAGCUGGACCAGCUGCGCGAGGCCAUGAACCGCAUGCAGGCUGAGAUCGAGAAGCUGAAAGCGGAGAACGACCGCCUGAAGUCUGAGACCCAGGGCAGCCGCAGCAGGCCCCCCUCCCAGGUGUCCCUGUCCCCCUCCCCAAACCCAGGCAUCACCCUGUCCCAGCACGGCCUUAACCUGACCGAGUCCACCAGCCUGGAUGUGCUGCUGGACAGUAGUGGAGAGGGCACCAUACACAAAGACGGCCGGCACGUCAAGAUUGUGGUCACCCUGGAGGAGGACCUCAAGCGCAGAGAGGAGUGUAGGCCUCGUCACUUCCUGAUUGGCUGCAUCGGCGUCAGCGGCAAGACCAAGUGGGACGUCCUGGACGGCGUGGUCAGGCGCCUCUUCAAGGAGUACGUCAUCCAGGUGGACCCGGCCGCCCAGCUGGGCCUGAGCUCGGACAGCGUGGUGGGGUACAGCAUCGGGGACGUCCGCCGCUCGGCCGGCGCCCAGACGCCCGAGCUGCUGCCCUGCGGCUACCUGGUGGGGGAGAACGACACCAUCUCCGUCUCUCUGAAAGGCGUGUCAGAGCACAGCCAGGACAGCCUGGUGUUCGAGACGCUGAUCCCCAAGCCCGUGCUGCAGCGCUACGUCUCCCUGCUCCUGGAGCACCGCCGCCUCAUCCUGUCGGGCCCCAGCGGCACCGGCAAGUCCUACCUGGCCGCCCGGCUGGCCGAGCACGCCGUGCGGCGGGAGGGCCGCCCGCUGGCCGACGGCGCCAUCGCCACCUUCAACGUGGACCACAAGUCCAGCAAGGAGUUGAGGCAGUACCUGUCUAACCUGGCUGACCAGUGCAGCAGCGAGAGCCAGGCGAUGGACAUGCCCCUGGUGGUCAUCCUGGACAACCUGCACCACGUGGGCUCCCUGGGGGAGAUCUUCAACGGCCUGCUCAACUGCAAGUACCACCGCUGCCCCAUCAUCAUCGGCACCAUGAAUCAGGCCACAUCGUCAUCGCCAAACCUGCAGCUCCACCACAACUUCAGGUGGGUGCUGUGCGCCAAUCACACGGAGCCGGUGAGGGGCUUCCUGGGCCGCUUCCUGCGGCGGAAGCUGAUGGAGGCGGAGAUCGGCGGACGGGCGCGGAACGCCGAGCUGGCCAAGGUCAUCGAGUGGAUCCCGCGCGUCUGGCACCACCUCAACCGCUUCCUGGAGGCGCACAGCUCCUCCGACGUCACCAUCGGGCCACGCCUCUUCCUGUCCUGCCCUAUGGACGUGGACGGCUCGCGGGUGUGGUUCACGGACCUGUGGAACUACUCCAUCAUUCCCUACAUGCUGGAGGCGGUCCGAGAGGGCCUGCAGCUGUACGGCAGAAGGGCACCCUGGGAGGACCCGGCCCGGUGGGUGAUGGACACGUACCCGUGGGCGGCCAGCCCCCAGCAGCACGAGUGGCCCCCGCUGCUGCACCUGCGGCCCGAGGACGUGGGCUUCGACGGCUACUCCGCCCCCCGCGAGGGUUCCCUCAGCAAGCAGGCCCCCCAGGGAGAGGCCGAGGGGGACCCGCUGAUGAACAUGCUCAUGAGGCUCCAGGAAGCGGCCAACUGCUCCAGCCCACAGAGCUACGACAGCGACUCCAACAGCAACAGUCACCAGGACGACAUCCUGGACUCCUCGCUGGAGUCCACGCUGUGAUCCCACCCUCUCGUUUUUACCCCUCCUUCUCCACCCACCCCCCCCCACCCCCUUUUUGCUCUAAAAUCAAGAACAAGCGCUAAAAAGGCUGGGCUCUGUCCGAUUGACAGCCCAACAAAGCCAAUCCCUCGUGGGUGCGGGUAGCCCAGAGGAUAAUUUUUUUCCUUUUUUGUUUUAAACUUCCUGUUUUGUUUUUUUUUUUGAAACGAAAAGCAAACAGACUGCACUACUCUAUUCUUACAUGGUGUCUGUGAACAGCUGUCGCCGUGGCGCCCGGCCUCAGCAUACGGGAGAGCCCACAGCACUUCAGAAAACUGCGGAACCGCACACUGUGCCACGCCUCGCCCGUCCGGCUCGCUGGAAGAACCGCUUGCCCGCGCUACUGUGACCGAACGCCCGCCCUGGCACAGGCUCGACCCUCCCCCACCCCCCCGCACGUCUGACCCGCACUGCUCCGGGACAGGCCGGCUCUGUCCCCCGGGAGCAGACCGCUACACACGGACGUGGGUUCCCUGAGAGGCCUGCGGGUCACUGGCCGAGGUCGCGUUGAAGCUUUAAGAGGUGUCUAGUGCAUGAAGACGCUCUACGGUGCCCUGCUCCUCUGUGUCUGAGGAGGAAUUUGUGAUCUCAAAUAACUGAGCGGGACAUUUUGCCUUCUUUUCCCAUGGCGGAGUUUACUUGGGGUUUACUGGGCGGUUUUGGGGGAGUGCGUGUGUAUUUGUGUGUGUGUGCGCGUGUGAGUGUGUGUGUGUGUGUGUGUGUGUGUGUGUCGGGGGGGUGGUAGGGACUUGUCCACCAACAAGCCAGGCCAGGUGUGUUCACAGACGUUCACAGCUGAGAAUGUAAAAUGCUGUGAAAUUGUAGGAAACGCAGCCACCGCUAACAGCCGCAUCUGUUCCAGACGCGGUGUUAAAAUGCUCACGUUUUCUGCCCCCGACAGCACCGCACAGCAGUGGGUGCUUUCGCAACGCAUGUGGCAGUUUCUUAAUGUACCUCUCUAGACAUUGCAAAUGAUUAUGCAUUCAAAUGAUGUGGAAUCCAAUCCUCCCGGGUGACAUUUCACAGUCAGAGAGCACAACAUCACUCAGAUAGCAUGACAUCACUCAGGCAGCAAACAUCACUCAGAUAGCAAGACAUCACUCAGACAGCACAACAUCACUCAGAUAGCAUGACAUCACUCAGGCAGCAAACAUCACUCAGAUAGCAAGACAUCACUCAGACAGCACAACAUCACUCAGGCAGCACAACAUUGUUCAAAAUCACUAAGCACAACAUCACUCAGAUAGCAUAACAUCACUCAGACAGCACAACAUUGUUCAAAAUCACUCAGCACAACAUCAUUCAGAUAGCACAUCAUCACAAAUGAUUAUGCAUUAGAAUAAUGUGGAAUCCAGUCCUCUUGGGUGACAUUUCACAGUCAGGCAGCAAACAUCACUCAGAUAGCACAACGUUACUCAGAUAGCACAACAUCACUCAGGCAGCAAACAUCACUCAGACAGAACAUCAUUCAGAUAGCACAACAUCACUCAACAUCACUCAUACAGCACAACAUCCCUCAGAUAGCACAACAUCAAUCAGAUAACAUCACUCGGAUCACUCAACAUCACUUAGCACGACAUCACUCAGAUAGCACAUCAUCACAAAUGAUUAUGCAUUAGAAUAAUGUGGAAUCCAGUCCUCUUGGGUGACAUUCCACAGUCAGGCAGCAAACAUCACUCAGGUAGCACAACACCACUCAGAUUGCAUGACAUCACUCAGCGAGCACAACAUCACUCAGAUAGCACAACAUCACUGAAGUGCUGCUUCUCGCUUGGCUAAUCGGUAGCAGCUUCUCCCACUGCUUUUUGCCGCCUUACAUCAGUGCUACAUGCUAUCCAGCCUAAAUAGCCUAGCCUACAGCUACGCUAACAGACUAGGAAUGCAGUAACGGCCAUGCUGAUAGUAUAUGAAUGUCAUAGAGAUCCUGUUAAGUCAUAGUUGCUGCCACUACUGUUAACAGUCUUAAAGUGAAACUUCAUCCUAAAAUCUUUUAUCCAUACUUUAGUCUGCCCACCUUUAAUAUGGUCGAUAAAUUUCCACAUCUACAACAUGGCAACCUUCUCUAUGGAGUUCUGUUGGAUGAAGCACCCCACCCCCCACCCCUGGUCGGGGCAGGGUAGUGAAACUAAAUGCGAUUAUUCUGUCACUUGGCCCCUCCAUGCCAGGGCUGGUAUAUAGGAAAUUGUAAAUUGUCCUGUGUGACAGUUUUCAUGAAACUGUGAGGGUUUCGCACUAUGUAGGCCAAAAACUUUUUUUACAUUUUUUUAUGGCUGAUUUGUUUGUGUAGCAAGAACACAAGUGUUCACGCUUCUCCCAUUACUUCAGGUACGGUUCUGUCUCCUACUGACGUAGCACAUCUCCGCCACUGUAGCACAGACACACACACACACACACACACACACACAGCAGCAGCAGCAGCAGCAGCAGCAGCAGAAUUCGUCUGCGUGCUUCUCCGUCAGCGUCACACAGGCUGUGGCGAACACGUUUUUGGUGCUGAACUUGAAAACGAUGCCUUACUUCUUUUUUGUAACGACCGCGCCGACGAGCCUCACUGCCGCCCUCCUCUGUUCCGUGUCACGGGCGGGGCACAGGGCUGUCGCGUCACCCCCCCCCCGGAUUCGGGGCGCCGUGACGUUCCUCUGCGUAUCGAGCGCUAGCGGCGGGUACGCCGUGCGCUAACGCGCUACGCAAAGUCCUUUCGGGUUUUUCGGGGAAAAAUCCGCGUAGUUUCUUUGCGGCUAGUUCGUUAAAACGGCUUGUUUCCGGGAGUUCGGGCUGUCGGCAAAGUUUCAGAGCUGACUCUGGACACCACGGGAAAUGUGUAUGUUUGCAGACGAAAGCCAGCCCUGAGAGAGAGAAAGAGAACAGGUUUGGCUCUGUGCUCACGCAUUGCCCGCUUACACAACGUACUGUACAGAUCUGAGAAGACGGUGGGAGAAAAGGCCUAGCUGGUAAUGCCUAGGUUUUUCCUGAUACCUCGUGCGCCUUGAAACUUUAUACCAUCGUCCUGCUUUCGUGUUUUUUGUUUAUUUUCCAAGAAUCGUGACAGAACUGUACUUUCGGCUGCAUGAAAUGUGACAAACGUGUAUUUGCUGCUCCGUUUUAAGUAAGUUUACUUAAAAUGUUGGGUGGGAUGGGAAUGGGGUUAGGGGAGGGUGGGGUGGUGGUGGGUGGGGGGGGGGGGGGCGGGGGGGGGGGGGGGGGGGAAGCCACGUACUUCAUUUCAUUGUGUUUCCCUCCCCCCCGUCGUCGUACACCGAAAUUGGGUUUCUUUAAGGAAAAUGAUUAUGGCAAAGAAACACUUUAGGGAAUCUCUCAACUCCAAGAGGCUCUGAAAGGGUCAGAGCAGCACCGAGGGCUUUGAAGGCAAGGCUGCCACGUCUGCAGCUCUCUGCAGAGCAUUAGCGUCGGGGGCCAUUUGCAUUAAGUGUAAAUGGAAUUCCCAAAAUUGCUUAACUUGAGCUCUGCUCCCCUUUCGAAACCCCCGCAAGAUUGCGUUCUCAGACCUGCUCUCGUUAGUGUGACGCAUGGCUUCAGUUGUUCUUCUCACAAAGCUUCCAUUGCCCAUCGAUGUUUGGAACUGUUCAUUUUGAGUGUUCUUAGUUACCAAUUCUAUGCAACAUUCAUCUUGAAUUUUAAAUGGAAGCCAAAUAGUUUCCUAGUGUUUUCAGUACUGCCAAGAAUUGUACAGUGAGUAAAGAGAUAUGUGAAUAAUUUUGGGGUUUGUAUUUUAUCUAGCAUUUUAUGUACAUCUGUUUUUUUUUGAUGCAAGCACAAAUAAGUUAUAUGUUUGCUUGUUAGGCCACUUGAACGUGAACAUUUUACCAGCAGAAGUUCGGAUGUUGAAAGUUGCUGGAAAUUUUCUGUUGAAUCUAUUUGUUUAAAAGUGGAACCGUCCAUUAAUGAAUGUGUACUUUAUUAUGUACAUUUUUCUUUGUAAAAUAAUGUAAAUAUUUGAUUACAGUGCUGCAUUUUGAUGAAGUUUUUCUAGCCAUUUUUAAAACUGAACUAGAAAAUGAGUAUUUUGUGUACAGUUUGCGCUCAUCUACACAGAACUUUCAAGUUUGUCAUUACCAGUCUGUCAGAGAUCAUGACUCUUGAGAAUAAAUCUGAUCGCUGUACCAGUCUUAAAUUAUUCAUGAUUUAAUAAAAAUGAAUGCUUAUUUAUUAA